GACGUGAUGGGACUCGGCGCGGCCGUUCCCGGGCAGGAGCACGCGGGCGGCGCGCGGCGCGGGGCGGGCGGCGGCGCGGCGGGCGGUCUCCUCUCCCCCGGCCCCCGCGCUGGCCGGGCGGGCGGCGGGCGGUGCUCCCCCCCGCCGGCUGCGCGCCGCCCCCGGGGGGCGGCGGUGAGGGACCUGCCCGGCGCCCCGCUAUUUAUUUUUCCCCCGUUCUCCGCCGCGCCGCUCUUGCCCGCACCGCAGACGCCCCGCGCCGCGGGCGGGCCAUGGCUGGCGGCGGCGCGGCCGGCCCGGCGGGCGCGCACUGAAGGCGCCCGGAGCCCCCCGUCGCCGGGGCGCGGCCGCACCAUGUCGGCCGUCGCCUACGUGGACUUCGUGGCGGCGCAGUGCCUGGUCUCCAUCUCCAACCGCUCCGCCGUGCCCGAGGCGGCGCGGCUGAAGGUGCCGGGCGAGGGAGAGGCGGCCCGGGAGCUGCGCGACCCCCGCGACGCCUGGAAGGACUACUGCGCCCUGCUGGCCAUCGCCAAGAGCCUGCUGGAGCUGAACAAGUACCGGCCGCUGCCCGCCCCCUCCGUCUGCAGCGACAGCGUCGAGAGCCCCGACGAGGACGCGGGCUCCGACAGCGACGCGGCCACCGAGCCGGCCUGCAGCCCGCCCCGCAGCCCGCCGCCGGGGCCGCCCCCCCGCCUGCGCGCCGCCGGGGACGCCCCCAAGGGGAAGCUGGCGGCCGAGAAGCGGCACAAGUGCCCCUACAGCGGCUGCGGCAAGGUCUACGGCAAGUCCUCCCACCUGAAGGCGCACUACCGGGUGCACACAGGCGAGCGACCAUUCCCCUGCACGUGGCCUGACUGCCUUAAAAAGUUCUCCCGCUCUGACGAGCUCACCCGGCACUACCGAACCCACACCGGCGAGAAACAGUUUCGAUGCCCCCUCUGCGAGAAGCGGUUCAUGCGGAGCGACCACCUGACAAAGCAUGCCCGGCGCCACACCGAAUUUCACCCCAGCAUGAUCAAGCGAUCCAAAAAGUCCAGCUCCAGCAGCUCCUUGUGAAGGCAGGGCUGGCCCGGGGAGGGGAGUGUGGAAGGCAGGGGAAGCGAGCUGUGGCAAGGAUGCAGGCAGCAGCAUCAGAGUAUGAGCAUCGGCUGUGAUGCCAGUCACCCUUGCCAUCCAAAAGCACAUGUAGCCAACAUUAAAAAGAAAAAAAAAUACUCUGUGCCCCCCUCCCUGUCCUCCACCUCCCCACCCUGCUCUGAUAACAACAGUCUGGAGCAAGUGGACUGCAGGGUGAGAGGAGGGGAAGGAUAGCCAGCAGAAGGGGCGACCACCGCCUCUAAUGUAAAGUGUUGAUGCUGGUGUACAUACAUCUGACUGGAUGGUCUGGCCUGUGCCACCACAGUAGCAUGACCCCAAGGUCUUUGUGAUUGCUGUGUCAUGAACAUGUUUUGUUGAACAGUGUAAUGCUGCUUGUAUUUAGAGUUUGUCAAGUAAAAACACUUUCUGAGUCACGUAAAUAACUCUCAGAUAAAAACUCCAUAGCACAUUGUAGAAGUGGGUUUAUUUCUGUGUCAGAAUGAUCCUGCAUUUAAAGAGACUGUUAAGAGAAACAUUACGUAUGUUACUAAUCAUGUCUCAUUGAUAUACUGAGGUAAGGUGAAUUUAUACUCAAGAAGGCCCAUUAAAGUAAAUGGGUCCUUUUAAUUUUUCUUUGUAUUAACUACACUUUUGAAUAUAAGCUGUACUUUUCCAGUAAAAACAUGUAUAAUUCAAGAAGAUACUUAAAGCAAAAAAAAGCCCCACAACAGCUCAGUCGUUUUCUGACCAUAUGUGUAUUUAGCUGUUAUUCACUUACCUGGAAAAAUACAAGCCAGCCUAGAUAACGUGGCAUGGGCGUGGGAGCAGAAACUUAUGUCUCUCACUUGAUCCUAUACUUUUAUUUUGUCAAUAAAUACAGUACUGUACUAUAGAAAUGCCACUAACAGUGCUUUAUUCUGCUGUGUUUUGUUUGAAUGGAUGCAUAACAGCAGCUACCAUCUUUAUAAACUGCUGCUUUUUUAAAGGCUUUUUCUCUUCGUAAACUUGCCUUAAAGAUUUAUUCUCUUCAUACCUUUGCCUGACUCCCAUGGGAGUUGUGUGUGCUUAUGGAGAGAGUAGACCUUUCCUUAAGAGCACUCUGCUAAUGGAAACAGCUGAAAUUAUUGUAAGGAGCACUUCAAAAGGGCUCCUGUAUCUCUGGAUCGCCGUUUCUGUAGAGUAUGGGGAAAAACCAUGAGCUAAUUGGAAAUACAGGACGGGAGCUGUGUCGUAAUACUCCUUACAACAUAAGCUUCUCUUGGUACUUUGUGUUGUACCCGUGUCAUGCAUGGCACGUCAAACAGUGAUAAAGGCAAUAUUAAUUUUGUUUUAAAGCUAUUUUUUGCUCUUUAAAAGGAGCAAAAACAUCACGGAAGGAAAACUUUCUCAUGGUCAUUUGCUAUUUCAUUGGGGGGGUUUAGGUUACAAAGCAUGAACUGUAAGAGGUUAUCAGUGAUAGCCCCCCCCCCCCCCUCAGCUGCAUAAAGGGAGGAGAAUUCUGUUUACACAUUAUUUUUUCCAGAAACAUUCUUGUCCUGUUUGUUUUUUACCCCUUCCUCCAGAAGAGGAAGGGCAGGUGCAGCCCUACUAUAGAGACUUAGGGCCAAAUUCAUCUCAUGAGUAAUCACACUGAAACCCAAAGUGUUUCCACUGCAGAUGAAUUUAGGUUGUCUUGUAAAAUUCUGUACAUAAAACAUCUUGUUAGUACAUAUGCAAUUACAGUAUCUUACUGUUUUACGUGAUAAAAAGCUUGCUUCCUAGUAACAAACAUAAAAAACUCAGAGAUUAGGGUGUUUUCUUCUACAGUUGUAUAAGGCUUUCAGCAUUAGAAAUCAGUUUGCAUUCAGUGCUUUUACCUGUGUAGUUUUAUGAUAAAUUCCAUGUGAAGAGAACUGCUUUUAAGGCAUUGGGGAUAUUGAGCAGUCUGGGAUAUGUUUUCUUCAGUGAAGACAUCAGGAAACCAAGCACACUUUCUACCUCCGUUUCAGCUUUUUGAAACAUUUAUUUUAGAAACCAAACUUUAAUUUUUGGUGUCCAAAUUGAGUUAUAGGGACAUGAAUUCUUCCUAAUAAAAAUAGGUAGCCUUGGUAUUUCUGUUGAUCUAGAAAUAAAGAAAGCGUUCUGCUUACCAGUACUGUUAAUGCUGCCUCAUUGAGUGGGGUCAGGGCCACGUGCAGCCUGGUGACAUUCAAAGGUGCAUGCACAUUUGUCUUCGUUUUCCUCUGUGAAGAUCUUGCAAAAUUUUGAGUCUGCAGUCUGGGUUGUUGCCAUAUUGUAGGACAAAUGCAACACUUGGAAAAUUAAGGCCUGAUCCUGUGAAAUACAAGACCCCUUCACAUCCUGUCAACCACAAUGGGAAGCCACAGCUGAUAAGCAGCUCCUAAAUCAGCGUGUCAGAUGUUUGAUCACUUGGCUACCAGGAUUAACCGAUACAUGGAAGUAAAUGGCCAGAUUUAUGGUUUCCAUCUUGCAUAUUUGGGGUAGAAUGCACAUUUAAAGAAAUGUCGUCGUUCCUGCAACAUCUGAAAGAAUUGACUGGGGGUGGGGUGGGGGGUGUACUUUGGUCCAUGGGACAGUGGGACAUACAGGCGUAUGCCGUCAUUGCAUGUGACAAGAUCCUGUUUCUGAAACAAACUUUCCUAAAUGGUAACCCAUUUGCUGUAAUGUAUGCUGUAUUUCAGCAUUGGAGAGAGGAUUAAUGUGAUUCAUUAACCACUAACAAUACAUUGGGAAUAGUCAGGUUUGGAGAUUCUAUUUUGUUCAUUGGGGAUUUGGGGGCUUUUGUUUUAAUAAAAGCAAAUAAUAAAAGCUCCAACAAAUAAACUGCAGGUUAGUUCUUUGCAUCUUGAACUUAAGUUUUGAAGAGUGUUGCAAGUGUUGGAAAAGAAAAGGAAAAUCGGGUUCUCUAAUACUGUAUGUACUUGUAUGAUUUUGGAAGUACUUAGUAGUUAGGACAGCUCUUCUCCUUGGUUAAGAAAGCCCAUUACUAUAGAAAAGUCAUGGCUUUAAAGGUAUAACUAUACAACAUACUUCUUUUUUUAACAGUUUUACAUGACCUGUAUUACAGAUCUGUUUUCAGUUUGCAGAUGGACUUAGCCCAGCAUACACCAGACUGGACACGUACUUCAAAAUGCUGUUUUACAGACUAGUAAUCUGUAACACUGUAAAAUACCAACUUCCAACAGUUUAAUCAGUUUUAUUUUUGUACAGUAUUAGUAUCCUUUAUAAGUUAUUUUGCUGU
Messenger RNA from Falco peregrinus (peregrine falcon), 4318 nucleotides. It is a transcript of the gene KLF9, whose product is annotated as KLF transcription factor 9. The record is from RefSeq and is a predicted model, not a curated record. Gene Ontology annotation, molecular function: DNA-binding transcription factor activity, RNA polymerase II-specific; RNA polymerase II cis-regulatory region sequence-specific DNA binding. NCBI's taxonomy places the organism in Eukaryota, Metazoa, Chordata, Aves, Falconiformes, Falconidae. Gene Ontology annotation, biological process: regulation of transcription by RNA polymerase II. The transcript has 2 exons. Bases 7 to 1056 code for a protein of 349 amino acids.